AUGGCAGGAUACCAGCUCUGGUCACCAUGGACCCCACUGGAUGAGAGCUUCCAAUGGCUGCGGCAUACAACACCUACACCUUCUUCCAAGCACCCCUUUAGGGCUUGCCCCUGCUUCCCCCACACCCCUUCUGAUCUUGAAGUGCAGCUGUGCUUCCAAGAGGUCACUCUAGUUCUAGACAGUCCAUUCCUGGAGCCUGGGGUGAGUCCCAAGUUGCCCUGCCGCACGUCAGAGCUCCGAACCAUGAACAACAAGAAAGGGCUGGUCAGGAAGCCCCAGCCUGUCUGCCUCAAUGGAGUGGAUUCUGUCUUUGGCAGGGUCAUCACGGCUCAGCCGCCAAAGUGGACCGGGACCUUCAGAGUUUCAGACAAGUCAGCCUUUUGCAAAAUCAUCAGCCGGGAGCACCAGUGGCCCACUGGACUUAAGGAGCCUCAGAUUCAGAUGACAGUGACCAUGUGCAAACAGAUGCUGCGCUCCAUCCUCUUGCUGUAUGCGACGUACAAGAAGUGCACCUUUGCCUUGCAACACUCCAAGUAA
Balaenoptera ricei (Rice's whale) is the source of this 537-nucleotide messenger RNA. It is a transcript of the gene FANCD2OS, whose product is annotated as FANCD2 opposite strand. The record is from RefSeq and is a predicted model, not a curated record. The coding region runs from base 1 to 537 and encodes 178 amino acids. The transcript has a single exon. NCBI's taxonomy places the organism in Eukaryota, Metazoa, Chordata, Mammalia, Artiodactyla, Balaenopteridae.